This is a messenger RNA of Clunio marinus, 327 nucleotides long. Lineage: Eukaryota; Metazoa; Arthropoda; Insecta; Diptera; Chironomidae. The record is from the annotation of a GenBank genome assembly.
AUGGUUGGAGCUGAAACUCGUUUUUCUGGCACACCACAAAAAUAUUAUGACGACGAGAAUCCAAAAACAUUAAAAAAGCUUCAUGUCCACACUAAAAAAAAUUCGACAAACACGCAAAGUAAGUUUCUCUUCGGUGUUUCUCAUUCUAAUGUUAAUUGGAUUAAAUUCAAUAGUAGGUUCACUGCUUUCAAACACACAAGUAACAUUCAUCAUUGUUUUCGGCUUUGUGAAGGUCAUUUGCUGAACAUCAUCGCUGUGUUGUUAAAAAUGAGACUUCUGGGCGAAUCAAGGAAAACAACAACAAAACAUACAAUGAAUUGGCAGUGA